GUGUGAGGCAGCUUACGGGGGUCCUCAGUGUGAUCAGCUCCUGGACUUUAACAUCCUGUACGUGGUGCCCAGCGGUCAGAAGCUGCACUACGUCCUCAUCGCCGCCAUCAUCGGAGCCGUUCAGAUCGCCGUCAUCGUGGCCGUGGUCAUGUGCUUCACCAGGAGGUGCAACAAGACAAAGCGCGGGCGGCGGCAGAAGCAGCACCUGGGUCACUUCCCGUCAGGAACGUCCUCCAGGAUGAUGUAGCUGCUCUUUUUUUUCCUCUCGUGUUUUUACAAAUACAAGACAUUUUUUCGUACCACAGACUGACUACAUUUUUGA
Messenger RNA from Plectropomus leopardus (leopard coralgrouper), 322 nucleotides. The record is from RefSeq and is a predicted model, not a curated record. Lineage: Eukaryota; Metazoa; Chordata; Actinopteri; Perciformes; Serranidae.